Molecule: messenger RNA, 1532 nt
Organism: Triplophysa rosa
Lineage: Eukaryota; Metazoa; Chordata; Actinopteri; Cypriniformes; Nemacheilidae
Product: apical junction molecule
Exons: 6
Coding region: 65-910 (281 amino acids)
Source: RefSeq, a predicted model, not a curated record
GUGAGUUUUUGAGAGCCAAUCUCAGGUGCUCCAGCAGUCCAAGACCCAGUGUUGUGGAGGGAAAAUGUGGGACACAAGGUCUCUUGAGAAGAUGGUCAACAGGACAACUCUGAGCACACGGCGUGUGCUCCACAAAAACAUUCUUGACCUUGAAGAACAAUCGUCUCCGUGCUCAUCUCUGAACGCCAGAACAGACAAGCACCUGAAAUCUCCUCUGAAGCCUGUGAUUGGGUGGGACAAGCCUGACAUUCCUGCCUUGGAAGAAUUUAAGCUGGUGGCAGAGAAGGAGAAACAUACCGCUCUUAGACUGCAGGAGGAGAGGCUUCGGGCCCAGUUUGAAGAGGCUCUGCGAGCGAGGGACAGGCUGGAAGCUGAAGUGAGGCUGGAGCUGCAGGUGGAGCUGCAGGGUAUGUUCAGAGCUCAUUGUGAUAACCUGAGGGCUCAGAUGGAGGAGAAGAAGGUCCAGGCCGCAGGGGAGGCCUGCAGGAAACUGAGAGAACAACUGGAGAAAGAGGCAGAAGAGGACAGACAGAGAAUAAUACAGGCUUUACGAAAUGAAAAUCAGGAGGAUGUAAGGAUGUGUGUGCAGGAGGCAGUGAAAAGUGUUUGUGAUGAGUGCGACAUGAAGGCGGAGAGAGAGAGACACGUCCUACAGGACAAGCAUGCAGAGGAGAUAUCUGAACUUCAUGACAGGCUCCGGCAGCUGCAGGACAGUCUGGAGCAAGUCUGCCGGGAGCGCGUUGAGUAUGAAGCAGAAUUUAAGAAGGUGCAGGCUAGCUACAGGCGGUUUGUGGAUCUGACUGAUUCCUCCCUUCACUCUGAUUACCUCUUAAAACUCCGCAGACUGGGAAGAGAGCCGGGUCUCACAGACACUGCGUCACAAACUGAUGACAUCACACCUGAACUGUGACCUUGUGAUGCCUGUAAUCUCACUUGGGUGUCACGGUGUGAAAUGAUAUGCUCUCUAACACUCUUUUAUACAGUGUUUUACAGAUGUGUUUUAGACCUUAUGAGGUAACACUAAAGUUGUAUUUGUUAACCUUAGUAAAAGCAUUAGCUGACAUGAACGACAAUAAAGCACAAUGUAGAUUUUUUUUACAUUUAUUCAUCUUUGUUAGUUAAUGUCAGUUCAAGUUAGUUCGUUGUGCAUUAUCUUAUGUCAACAGUUACACUUAUCUUUGUUCUUAUUACGGUUAUUAUGGAAAAUUGAUUAGUAAAUGCUAAAAUGAACAUAUACACAUUUACUGUAAAUGUCCUUUUAAAAAAGUUUUUUUUUCUGCAUGAAUAUUUGCUUUAUAUUAUUUUAAAUAUUUACUUUACUGCAAAAAAAGAGAUAAGGAUAAUUCGUGGGAAAACAGUCACAAAAAUGUUAACCUCAAAUCUUCAAAAAUGUUUGUGCUCAUGUUACUUGUCAAUUACUCAUAUUUAAAUGUAAUUUUAAAUGUCAUCUUAAAGUUUUGUUUUUAUAAAAUUAAAUGUCACUUUAAUAUCAAGAUAUGCCUGACAUGUUUUGUUGUUUUUCAUGUCCCUUC